Rhincodon typus (whale shark) is the source of this 3380-nucleotide messenger RNA. It is a transcript of the gene bcor, whose product is annotated as BCL6 corepressor. The record is from RefSeq and is a predicted model, not a curated record. Gene Ontology annotation, cellular component: nucleus. Gene Ontology annotation, molecular function: protein binding; transcription corepressor activity. The coding region runs from base 25 to 2433 and encodes 802 amino acids. NCBI's taxonomy places the organism in Eukaryota, Metazoa, Chordata, Chondrichthyes, Orectolobiformes, Rhincodontidae. Gene Ontology annotation, biological process: negative regulation of transcription by RNA polymerase II. The transcript has 11 exons.
UAUCAUUUAUGGUUUUAGCGUGCUAUGAUGCGCUUCUCUGAACUUGAGAUGAAGCAACGGGACGAUAAAGUUUCUGAAGAAUCAUUAGAGGACAACAAAGUAAGUGACACCGACUGCAGAAACCUCACUGGGAAAAAGGAAAAGAAGUCAAAGGGAGAUUCAGAAGAAGAGAACACAUCUGUGGAAAAUUUUGAAGCCUUCCGAAAAAAGCAAAAGAAUGGAUUCCGAGAUUUCAUUCCACUUUUUCUGAAAGUGCAAACACGAAGCCAGUCUGAUGAUCUAGAUGGCAACGAAAAAUACCUAGAUGGGUUGGUUGAAAAGUAUAAAAAUGGAGAAUAUUGGACAGAUCAAACCAAUACAGAGAGUUCCACCACUCAGAAAGAAUCAGCUUCGAAUGAGGAGUUUGAAAAAACUCUACGAACUUAUCAUCACAAUGAUGCUAGCUGUUGUUCUGAGUUGAGCUGUGAGAAGAAUGCCCAAUAUUGCAAGGAAAGGUUACAGGACAAACAGAAUGAAAUAAGCACUCAUGAAGUACAAUCAGAGAUGAAGGACCAUCAUGAGAAUUGCAUCAGUCAAGCUGUGCAGCCAGACACUUCCAAGACUAAAAGAAAAAGACGAAGUUCCAUCACUGUAGAUGAAUGGACUGAGAAGGAGAUGAAUGAUGAAUCCACAGACAACUCAGAAGACUCACAUUCAAGUGAAGUAACAAACCUAAAGGUGUGCAUUGAGCUGACAGGACUGCAUCCCCGCAAGCAAAGGCACCUGCACCAUCUAAGGGCACUCUGGGAGCAGCAAGUGUCUCCUGACAGAUCCACUCCCUCCAAGUCAGGUCGGCUCAGUAAGAAAGAGUUAGCUGGGGCCAAGGAGCCAGAGUUCAUGGCAAAGGAAACUGAAGUCAAAGACAGGGUAGAAGAAAGAAACACCAGGAAAGGAUCUGAGGCCAAAUCCAGCAGAAUUGGAUCUGAGGAGACCUUCAAUAGAAAUGACAUUGAAAAAGGUUUAUCUACACCUCCAGCAUCUCCAAGGAAAAGGACAAUUUCAUCUGGCAUGACAAGCAGCAACUGGCAAGUACAGCGAAAGACAAGCACACCAGCAUCACGAUCAUCAAAUAAACGGCAAAGAAACAAGGAAAGCCGCAAGCGUGGUGUCUCGUGUUCUGGAGAGGAAGAGGACCAUCUACAUUCACCAGUUUCACCAAAGUAUUCAAGCACCGAACGGGAGAAACCUUCAGGAAAGCGCCAAUGUAAAACAAAACACCUAAUGCGUCAGGAUAGAAGACGGUCAUCACUGACAGCAGAUGACUCAACUGAUGUUGAGAGCUCAGAAGAAAAGCAAACCAGUGUCAGCAGGAAUUCUAGAAAACGUCCAGCACCAACCACAGACACAGAUUCCACACCAAAGAAAACAUGUGAGCAGAAGUCUGCUGAUCAUCUGUUGCAGAUUCCAUUAUUCCUGCAAUGCUCCCGGCCCUUGACUGUACAAGCAGUCAGCACUCCACAGGAGACAACUCCAAGCCGUCCCAUGCCUCCAGAAGCACGCAGACUCAUUGUCAAUAAAAACGCUGGUGAGACUUUGCUGCAAAGAGCAGCACGUCUAGGCUACGAGGAAGUAGUACUGUAUUGUUUAGAAAACAAGGUUUGCGAUGUAAAUCAUCGCGACAAUGCCGGUUAUUGUGCUUUGCAUGAAGCCUGUGCCAGAGGAUGGCUCAGCAUUGUUUGUCACCUUCUAGAACACGGAGCUGAUGUUAACUGCAGUGCUCAGGAUGGGACAAGGCCUAUUCAUGAUGCCGUAGAAAAUGAUCACUUGGAAGUCGUUCGGCUGUUGCUUUCAUACAGUGCAGAUCCAACCCUGGCCACUUACUCAGGUCGUACUAUUCUGAAAAUGGCACAUAGUGAAGUGAUGGAAAUGUUUCUCGCAGAGUACUUUGCUGAUUUGCAAGGUCGAAGCAAUGAUGACCCUGGCUUGUACUGGGAUUUCUAUAGCAGCUCUGUGUGUGAAUCAGUAGAAGAGUCUGGCUUUGAUGUCUUGGCUAAUCCACCAGGCCCCAGUGAUGAAGAAGAGGAGUAUGAUGAUGUGUUGGAAUUUGAGUUUUCUGACACACCUCUUUUACCUUGUUACAACAUUCAGGUCUCUCUCUCUCAGGGUCCCCGGAACUGGUUGCUACUAACAGACGUAAUCCGGCGACUGAAAGUUUCAACCCGCGUCUUUCGCUCCUCUUUCCCUCAUAUUGAAAAUGCCACAAUUUCAGAGGCAGAGUUCUACAGACAGGCUUCUUUGAGCCAACUUUUUACCUACCCAGAGAACUUUGAAACUCAUGACAUUGACAAUAAAGAAACUUUGGAGCUGGUGGAAUUCACAAGCGAACUUCAAGAACUAUUGGGAUCAUCUAUUACGUACCUUUAUUCUGACAAUGAGGUUGAAACAUACAAUUAACUGCGAAAGGACUAGGUCACGUAUUGGCUGCUGUUCUUGCAUUAUGGCCUACAUUCAAGAAAAAACUGUAAAUUAUGUAAAUGAUGUGCUAUUUCAUGGAUCGUUGUGUUUGGAAAAAACACUAUUCUGAAUACUAAAUGACACUGUUGUCUAUGUUCUUGUACAUUGAAAGCCAGAAUUCCAUUUUGGAUGGACUUGUGAAUUUUUCAAAAAGAAAUCUCCCUGUUUAUAAUUUUUUUUGUAUGCUGUCUGUUUCCUAUCUUUCUGUAAAUGUAAUUUUCUGCUUUUUGGCAGGUAGCCCAAAUUAGGAACUUUUUUCCUGGCACACUGCAUAUGUAAACACAUUCAUUUGAUUGUUAUUUUGUUUUAUUUUAAAGAAGCACUGAUUUUUAAGAUGGUGUCCACUUUCAGAUCCUGUGGUCCCUGUCACAUGAUCUGUUUAGGAGGCUUGGUUGUGUUGAGGCACUUCACUUUAUUGUUUACAAAUUUACUUGCCGUGGUCAGGUACACUUGUAAGAUAAUGAAAACUGUGUCCUUGUUUCAGAAGUACUCUGACUUGGAUUCACUUUUAGAUAACCACAUACACACACAGACAUCAUCCAGUCCUUUAUACAUACAGAUAUGUAAACAUGUUUUACAUUUUUGCUUUUAUUUAAAAAUGAAUUUAAAAUAUUUUUUCUGUACUUUGUACAAAAAAUUAUGAAAUUUAAAAUUUUUGAGGAUUGUACAAUAAAAUCUGUUUUGUCAAGAGUGGAGUUAUAUACUGUGGAUGUUGGGGAACUAAAUGUUUCUGAUAGUUGUAUAAUAUUUUAGAACAUCUGUUUAACUUUGUAAGUAAAACUGCUGUAUAUUUAGGUUUAUAUUUUACAGUGACUAAAACAAUUUUUCCUUAAAACAAAAGCCAAAAAAGGAAAUGUCUGUAAUAAAGACAUUGUUUGAUAAAGGGA